Messenger RNA from Musa acuminata AAA Group (dessert banana), 1735 nucleotides. RefSeq names its product scopoletin glucosyltransferase-like. Lineage: Eukaryota; Viridiplantae; Streptophyta; Magnoliopsida; Zingiberales; Musaceae. The coding region runs from base 178 to 1644 and encodes 488 amino acids. The record is from RefSeq and is a predicted model, not a curated record. Gene Ontology annotation, molecular function: UDP-glucosyltransferase activity. The transcript has a single exon.
AUCAACGUAAGCAGUGACGACAGAUGCCUAAUGCAUUAUCUUCACGGCAAGGUAAAAGACUGGCUCAAUGGCUACUGACCACCACUCGUUUUUAUACGCUCAUCCUGCACGAUUAAUACUACGGAAGAACCUGCAUUGUUUGGUCGCCUGGCGUCUGCCAUCUCCAAGAGCUUCCGAAUGGGGUCGCAGUCUCAGGACUUACACAUACUGUUCUUCCCCUUCUUGGCCCCGGGCCACAGCAUCCCCAUGGUUGACAUGGCUAAGCUCUUCUCCUCUCGUGGAGUCAAGUCCACCAUCCUCACCACCACCGCCAACGCCCCCCUCGUACAGCCUACCGUCGACCGGGCCAACCAGUCCGGCCAUCGCCACCCCAUCACCACAUCCGUCAUCCGCUUCCCUGCGGCAGCGGCCGGCCUCCCCGACGGCUGCGAGAACGUCACCCAUGUCACCACCCAGGAAGGAAAACUCAAGUUCCUCCAGGCCGUCGCCAUGCUCCGCCAGCCCUUUGAACAAGCCCUCAGACGUCAUAACCCCGACGCCGUCAUCACCGACUUCUUCUUGCCGUGGACCGUCGACGUGACGCUGGAACUCGGCCUGCCGUGUCUCGUGUUUCAAGGCACCAGCUUAUUCGCGCAAUGCGCGUACCAAAGCAUCAAACGCCACAAGCCGCUGGAAUCUCUCCCGAGCGACGCGGAGUCCUUCGUCGUGCCCGGCCUCCCCCACCGCAUCGAGAUGCUGAGGUCGCAACAGGGGGGCUCUAGUGAGGCGCCGUGGGUGCUGGAAUUUUACCGCCAAGUCGGGGAGGCCGUGCACAAGAGCUACGGCGUGAUGGUGAAUAGCUUUCAGGAGCUGGAGCCCGAGUACGCGGAGCACUACCGGAACGUGGAAGGUAAGAAGGCAUGGCACGUCGGGCCCGUCUCUCUCUGCAACAAGGAUGUGCUGGAGAAGUUCGAGAGGGGAGACGAGACUUCCAUCGACUUCAAUAAGUGCAUGGAUUGGCUCGACGCUAAAGCCCGCGGCUCGGUUAUAUACGUCUGUUUCGGAAGCAUCAGCCAGUUUUCCACGGCUCAGCUAAGGGAAAUAGCGAUCGGUCUCGAGGCCGCCGACAAACCAUUCGUCUGGGUUGUCCGAGAAGUCGGCGGGGAUGGAGCAGAGUGGCUGCCGGAAGGGUACGAGGAGCGGGUGGUGGGAGCAGGGAAGGGGCUGAUCAUAAGAGGCUGGGCGCCCCAAACCCUGAUCUUGGACCAUCCCGCGGUGGGGGGAUUCCUGACGCACUGCGGAUGGAACUCUUGCCUAGAGAGCGUCAGCGCGGGCGUCCCCAUGGCCACUUGGCCGCUCUUCGCUGAGCAAUUCUAUAACGAGAAGCUGAUCGUGGAGGUGCUGGGGAUCGGAAUCGGCGUUGGGGUUAAGGAGUACGCGGCGAGGGAGCACGAACAAAAGAGGAAGGUGGUGAUGGCGGAGGCUAUCGCUAAGACGGUGGCGAGGCUGAUGGGCGGAGGGGAGGAAGCAGAGGGCAUGAGGAGGAGGGCGAGGGAGCUCGGUGAGAUGGCGGCCAAGGCCGUGGAGGUUGGUGGGUCUUCUUAUGUGCAGAUGGGCGAUCUCAUCGAGGAGUUGAUCGAUCGAAGGAACGCAGAAGGGCUCUAAAACACGUUUGAAGCCAUGCUUUCGAACAGAGAUCAUCGAUGGGUGCUUUUACAAUAUAUUUUAGGAAAUAAAAUGCCUUUUAUUUCUCAAA